AUGACGAGCUGCAUUGGUGGCUUCCGCGCCUUUACGGCAAGAUUACAAAAACUCAUCGGUGUCAAGUCCUCUAAACCAGUUUCCGAGAAGCCGGCGCUGCAGAUCUCAGCACCGUUCAACUUCAAGCACGAGACGCUCUCAUUGCCGGGUGUGUCGGAAGAUGAGAUCGCCAUACUGAAGGAGCAAGCAGCCGCAUCCCGCUUUGGAGCCGCCGACUCGUCGUCCUUCGGCACUCCGCGCAGGGCCCCGGCUCCGCCUUCGUCAUUACGUCCCGUUACGCCUGUGCUGAAGGUGACGCCAAGCACCCCUAUCUCACCUAUCGAAAACCUCAUUUAA
Messenger RNA from Daldinia childiae, 336 nucleotides. RefSeq lists its product as uncharacterized. NCBI's taxonomy places the organism in Eukaryota, Fungi, Ascomycota, Sordariomycetes, Xylariales, Hypoxylaceae. The record is from RefSeq and is a predicted model, not a curated record. Bases 1 to 336 code for a protein of 111 amino acids. The transcript has 4 exons.